Messenger RNA from Vespa crabro (European hornet), 11788 nucleotides. It is a transcript of the gene Syt7, whose product is annotated as synaptotagmin-7. Bases 2062 to 3222 code for a protein of 386 amino acids. The transcript is spliced from 9 exons. Gene Ontology annotation, cellular component: synapse; axon; membrane. NCBI's taxonomy places the organism in Eukaryota, Metazoa, Arthropoda, Insecta, Hymenoptera, Vespidae. Gene Ontology annotation, molecular function: calcium ion binding; phosphatidylserine binding; SNARE binding. Gene Ontology annotation, biological process: calcium-ion regulated exocytosis; cellular response to calcium ion; regulation of calcium ion-dependent exocytosis. The record is from RefSeq and is a predicted model, not a curated record.
GGCACGGUGGGAUCGAAGUCUAGAGUAGGGGUAGGCGGUAUGGUUCUGGGGGUUGGAAGCAGCUGAGAGCAGUGCGAGUAGGUCACACCGUCGACCACAGUGGCAGUCUGCGUUUGGCAAACGGCUCGACUGCCCAUCGAUAACAUGAGCUCUUCGGGAACGGCCGGUCGAUCGACGAAUUCCCGCGCAGGGAUGGCAAGGAGCAAAAGGAUCGAGUUUUUCGCGGGUAGACUCGUUUGAAAAAAAAAGAGAUAGGAAGGAGAUAGGACACCGCGUGGUCUCUUUUAAUUGCUUUACGAGUCGUCGUCGCGUUAUCAUACAACUUAUUUAUUCUUUAUCUCUUCUCUCUUCGGGGACAUUGAGAGAGAUAGAGAAAGAGAAGAACGCGCCACAUACAAUUAGUUUUCUUCUUCUUCGACUUCUUCUUCUUCUACUACUAUUUCUUCUACUGCUUCCUCCUCUUCUUCUUCUUCUUCUUCUGUUUCUUCUUCUUCUUCUUCUUCUUCUUCUUCUUCUUCUUCUUCUUCUUCGACUGUGGGACACUUGUACCGAAGGGGAAAAGAGACAACGAGCGAGCGAGAGAGAGAGAGAGAGAGAGAGAAACAGAAAGAAUAAGAAAAAAAUAGUGAAAGUGAUCAUCCCUUGCGAGCAUCCCUCUCUCUCCUCGCACGUUUCGAGAACUCAUGCUACUUGGAGCUGCUGCAGAGACACGUGUGUAUCUUCGUUACUUCCUCUUCUACCUAUUUUACUUCUACCUCUUCUUAAUCAACGUACAUUGAAGAAGAAACCACCUUCUACUUAAUAUCGACAGAACGCAGAAUGAUACAACGUUCUUGUUAUUAUUGUUAUUGUUGAUUCUUAUUGAUAAGAACGCAAAUAUAUCCAUUAACGUGUAUUUGCAUAUUGGCCAUCGUUCAUACUUAAAGAGAGAGGCAUAUCUUUAUUUAUGUAAGAUCUACGAAAAAUAUAUAGAAAGAGAAGAUCGUUCGUGAAUCGUACGAUAAUAAUACAAAAGCAUAAGUAUACUUUCGUUACCUUAAUCGAAUAAAUCGUUGAUCAAACGAGAAAAGAAAGAGAAAUAAAUACGACGGAAGGUCAAUCGACGAUCGAAGAAAAAAAUCUCAAGAAGCUGAUAUCACGAGUUUGAUAUAUUGCUCUUUCUUUUUCUUUCUUCUUCUUUCUUUUUUUUUUCUUUUUUUUUCUUUUUUUUUUUUUACAAACGGACACACACCUUUUUUCUAUUUCUCUCUCUCUCACUCUCUCUCUCUCUCUCUUUUUCUCUCAUCAAGCCUCUUUGGCCGUUCCUUUUACCGUUUCUUUAGCUCACUCGAAUGGAUAUCGAAUGAUAAGAUCAUCGACUACUGGCGUCGAUACGCUAGGAAGAUCCUUUCGGCUGGAAUAAACAUUUUCGAGCAAAGGAAGUCAUAAAAAUAAAGAAAGAGAGAUAUAUGUAUGUAUAUGCACAAGCACAUACUACUCAUCUAUAAAGAGAGGAAGGAGUAUCAAAGUGAAAAAAGUUAUAGUCAUCUUUUGGACAUGAAAUAAAAAGAAAGGUACAAAACUUUAACAUCGAUCUUACUCUUUCUCCUUGUCGACAAUUUUUUCAAAAAUCCUCCAUAUUUUUCUUCUCUACGUGAUAUCAGGGAUAAUUCCUGUUAUAAGGAAGAGUUAUGCGAGGAAAAAGGAAAGAAGACGUAUACUAUCGCUUUGACAUUAUUAUAGAGAAGAUAAACGAAUCAUGAGAGGUGAAACGUAUAUAUCGAAGACAUCGAAGAAACGAGCUCGCGCGAAGGAGGAAGAGCCAAGUGUCGUAAAAUAUACGGGAGUCGAAAGAUAAAAGUCAUCGAAGAUUACGUUGUGGAGGGUAGCGCUAGAGUGCUAUGCUAUAGUUGCUCUUACGUGUCCGUAAGGAAGUCUCUUGAACAACAGAAACUUUUUAUCGGACACUUUGUCACUCUCUUCUCUCAUCCACCGUUGCGCUAUUAUCGAAUCAGUACCAGCAGCAGCAGCAGCAGCAGCAGCAGCAGCAGCAGCAGCAGCAGCAACAACAGCAGGACGAAGAUGGAGAUCGCUGCGUCCGCUAUGUUGGAUGGUUUGAAGAACAAUCGGAUCAGCAAGUUGGCCCUGUCUCGAUUCUUGUCGCAGAGUCUAACAACCGGUAGUCCGGCGAGCAAAUCGCCGGCUGGCAGCAGUGCCGGUCCAGCUAGUAGUGCAGGUGCAAGUGCUGCCGUAAUUGCUCCAGGUAGUGCAAGCAAUGUCGGUGCAAGUGCCGAACCACGCACUCCAACGGCUGGACCGCAAAACAAGCAGCUCCAAAAUGUUAAAGGAGAUCACCCCUCGAAAGCCUUUCUGCAAAGCAGAUCCAUCUCCUUGGUCGAUAUGUACAUUGAUAAUUCGGAACCCAGCGAAAGCGUCGGCCAAAUUCAUUUUAGCCUCGAAUACAACUUCCAGAAGACCACGCUCAUUCUAAACAUCAUACAGGGUAAGGAUCUACCCGCAAAGGAUUUGUCUGGAACGUCUGAUCCGUAUGUACGCGUGACACUACUUCCUGACAAAAAGCAUCGUCUCCAGACAAACAUCAAAAGACGCACACUGAAUCCAAAAUGGAAUGAGACGCUUUAUUUCGAAGGUUUUCCUAUUCAGAAGUUGCAAAGCAGAGUGCUACAUCUUCACGUCUUCGAUUACGAUCGAUUCUCAAGGGACGACUCCAUAGGAGAAAUUUUUCUACCACUUUGUCAGGUCGAUCUAUCGGAGAAGCCAUCAUUUUGGAAGGCUCUUAAACCACCGGCUAAGGACAAAUGCGGAGAACUUUUGUGUUCGUUGUGCUAUCAUCCAAGUAAUUCGGUGCUUACGUUGUCGCUCUUAAAAGCGAGAAAUCUCAAGGCCAAAGACAUUAACGGGAAAUCAGAUCCUUAUGUAAAAGUUUGGCUACAAUUCGGCGACAAGAGGAUCGAAAAACGUAAGACACCAAUAUUCAAGUGCACUCUCAAUCCUGUAUUCAAUGAAACGUUCGCGUUCAACGUACCGUGGGAAAAGAUCAGAGAGUGUUCGCUUGACGUUAUGGUCAUGGACUUUGAUAAUAUAGGACGUAAUGAGCUUAUUGGCCGUAUACAGCUCGCAGGUAAGAACGGAAGCGGAGCGAGCGAGACGAAACACUGGCAGGACAUGAUAACCAAACCGAAACAAACAGUAAUACAGUGGCAUCGUUUGAAGCCCGAAUAAAAAAUCAGCAAGGAGAAUGAUCUUUGCAGAUCGUACGUACGAACGAAUUCGGCCUCCGAGGAGAAGCGAUUCGUUCGAAGGGAGAUCGUUUGGGGAUGACGACGAUGACGACGACGACGACGACGACGACAACGACAACGACGACGACGACUACGACGACGAUGAUGAUGAUGAACGCGCUUCGAUCGAUCGUUCCGUAUAGAAAAGUUCAAUUAAAAGAAAAAAAAAAAAGAAAAAAAAGAAAAAAGCGAAGAACAACGUCAGGGAAAAAAACGACGUAUCCUCGUCGAUAUAUCCAUUUGUCGCGGAUAUACACACUGAUAUACAUACGUAUACGUACACACUUAAAGAUAUGUAUAUCCAUAUAGAAAAACUUCAUGCAAACAUUAAUCUAAAGACAGACGUACAUACAUUAUUGUACACGUUCACACCUAUAUCAUAUGUAUACUACGAAUGGCACGAAGAAGGGACGAGCGAUAUAAAGAAAAUUUCCCGAUUGGAAAUGAAGAGUUCGAAACGAAAAGAUCGCAUGAAAGGUAUAUAUAUAUAUAUAUAUAUAUAUAUAUAUAUAUAUAUGUCUUGUAAGAAGUGGGUGAAUGUGUGCGUGCGUGUGUGCGUGUGUCAGUAUGUAUGUGACAGGGAGAAAGAGAGAGAGAGAAUGAACGAUCCUUAAUCGUGACGUUAAUUGACAUCGGCCAUGGGUUGUGAAAUAACUUUCUUCGAUUGACUGUUCCCGAGAGAGCAGGAGAGAGAGAGAGAGAGAGAGGUGAGAGAAAGAGAGAGAGAGAGUGUGUGUGUGUGUGUGUGUGUGUGUGUGUGUGUGUGUGUGUAAGAAAAAGAGAGAAAGAAGAAUGAAAAGGAAAAUCGCAUUUCCUUGCCGAAUAAAGUAACGAAGAAAAGAAAAAAAAUGAAGGUAGAAAAAGAAGAAAAAAAUCCAAGAAGAAGAAGAAGAAGAAAGGAAUAAGAAGGAGAUAAAGAGAUAUAGUAAGCUGUUAUCUUUCUCAGAAACGUUGUUGACCGUUUUGUAUUUUCGAAAGUACCGCCGGUAAUUUUUAAAACGAAUAUUCGCGCGCGCACCCCUCCUCCUCCCCCACCCUCGCCCCUGCCCCCGCCCAAGUUCAUUAUAGUGAGAGAUAGUUUUUAACGCUAAGGUAAUUUUUAUAUAUGAAUACAUUUUUGCUGCCGAGCGAGUAAUUUUCUAAUCGCGCAUUGACGCUAAUUAUAUAUGAUUUAUUCAUUUUUCUUAUCAUUUUCAGCUGCACAUUAACAUUAAUGAAAAUAGAAGAGUAACUGAAAAAGAUGAACAGAUUUUUUCAAAAAAAAAAAAAAAAAAAACAAAAAGAAAAAAACGAAAAAAAAAAGGACAAAAAACGCGUGAAAUAUUACGAGCGAAAUUUACGGAAAGUAAAUUAAAAAAUAAGAGAAAAAAAAAAAUAAAUAAAAAAUAAAAAAAAAAUAAAAAAGAAAUUAUAUUUAUUUCGCUAUUAAAAUUAUAAAAGAUAAUGUUUCAUUUUAUUUCUUUCUGUUCACGAUUCGAUUAAGAAAAGUAAUUUCGUUCGAAAAGCGAAACGAUUAAUUAGUACGAAAGGUGAACACGUGCAAGCUGUCUCGGUUGUUUGAUUCGCUCGAACAAAAUGAUCAUAAUUUUCGACUAAUAGCUAUUAUAGUAGUACCAAUCAAUACGAAAGGGAUGAAAGAUAUAUAAAGAAAGAGAGAAAGAUAUUUUUAACGAGAAACUUUUGUAUCGAAGCCGGACGUGAUUUCUCGGGAGGGGUAGGGGGACAUUUUUCGAGCGGUAAAUUGUGAUCGGUGUACCUUAUACACUUAUUAACAAAAAUACAGGAAAAAAAAAAAAAAUUGGAGAAGAGAGUUGAUAAAGGAAAAGAGAAAAAAAAAAAAGAAAAAAAUCUAUUGUUACAUUAUACCUGAUAUUCUGCUGUUAAUAACAAUAAUGUAGAUAAUCCCCGUCGAAUAAAAUUCGAUCGUGAAUUUUGCUUGAUACACGCUCGCUUCGAGCGUUUCUCUCUUAACGGAACGUACGGGAUAAGAGAAGAGGAAACGAAAAACUGAGAAAGGCAAAAGCUAUACUCGCUAUAUAAAAUAUAAUACAGGAUGUAAAUCAAUUAUAGAUACGAAAAAUCCAACUUGUAACUUAUUAUUACAAAGUAUUAUAAUAUUAUUAUCAAUAUCCGUUAAAAUAUUCGUAUCCAUAAUUAAUAUACAAUUCCGUAUUUAGAGCGAAUAUUAUUCGUGGAUCUGAUGCGUUUCCUCAUUUCGAUCGAUCGUACGACCGUCGUCGCUUAGGGCUCGAAGAUAUCAAAAUAUUACGGGAUAUACCUGUAUGUAUAUGUAUGUAUAUCGCGGUUACGGUAAAAUAUACUGACACGUUUUUUUUCCUUUUUUUUUUUUCUUUUCUUUUUUUUUUUUUUUUCUUUUUUUUUUUAUCUCUUUUGCCGCAACUUAUUCAUUUUGCGUGUUGCGAAAGUGCAUGUAAGUAAGGGAUAAGAAAAAACUAACUGAUACGUUCCGAUGAGAAAAAAAGUCCGAUUAAAAAAAGACAGGAUAUAUGGUCGUUUUCUUUCGAAAGCCUCUCAAAAACUAUUGUGAAAGAAAAAUUCUCUAAUACACGCGCAUAUUUUUACAAAUACCUAUUGAGUUAGCUUAACGAAAUAGAGCUACGUAAACGAAGAAGCGACGUUGUACGUUUUCAUAAUCGAAGAUCGAUCUCUCCUGUCGCGUCUAAAAUGAGGCUUAUUGUGUGCACAAAGAGAGAGAGAGAGAGAGAGAGAGAGAGAGAGAGGGGCGGAUUGUAUACCGUAAGGGGUUAGUACGUAAAGAAAAAAACUAAAUAAAAAAUAAAAGCGAAUAAAUUAGUCUAUAAUAUAAAUAUAUAUAAUAUAUAUAUUUAUGUAUUAUAUAUAUAUUAUAUAUAGAUUAUAUAUACAUAUAUAUAUAUAUAAUGUGAGUAAAUGGUUAUAUAAUGAAUAUAUUAUAUAAAACCAAUAUUUCUGUGUUGCCAGGGAGUUCUGCCCCCUGGAUCCCCGGCGAAAAAGCUUUGCCUUUUUCGCAAUAGGUAUGAUCGAUGUAGUUCUGUCAUCGUGAUGAUUUUCUUUCUGCAUAAUAGUACACUCGUUUCAAUCGUUCAGCUUUUAUCCGUUAGGCACGACCGUCACUACAUAUGUAAUAUUUUAAUAUUAAUAAUUAUUCGUAUUGAAUAAAACAGCGAGUCACGCGAUCAUAAUAAUAAUAAUUGAUCAAGUUGUUUGAAAUUUGAUGCAAUCAAUAGUAGUCUCUUCAUGUGACACAAAAGUUGUUUAUAAAAUUUAAUCAUAUCCUCUGGGUGUCGAUCAAUUUUUCUUGCUACGAGUCUUAAAAAAAAAAAAAAAAAAGAAAAAAAAGAGAAAACAAAAGAAAAAGAAGAAGAAGAAAAAGAAAGAAAAGAUUUAGAGAAACGUUACACCUACCAUUAGACAUUUAGGAAACAUUCAUAAUUCGUGCAGAACUUGAAACAUAAUUGAAAAAUUGUAUUUUUAUCGAAUGUUACAGCGUGGCAACGCUUUUCGCAAUGGCGAUUACAUAAAGAAACUCCAUGCGGUCGUGCCUAAAAAGUAUUGGAGUAGCACAAAAGAUUAGGUAAUAUUUGUAUGUCGUAGCCUGUAUACAUUGUAUAUACGUAUAAGAUGAAAGAAGAAAAUUAAAAAAAUGUUUCCCGGUUUAUCGAUCAUGUACGUUAAAAUGAUGGUAUUACGUGGUGUUGUUUAUUAGAAAUCUCAAAUUUAAGAAGUUUCAGAGCCCGGUCGUUUAGUUGAAAGUUUUAUGAAAAAUUGUUGCUGUUAACUAACAGAAAAAGAAAAAAAAAAAUUAUCUAGUACUACUAUGUGAUUAAUUAGUAUUCCGUAUAUACAGGGUGACACGAAGGAAACGCAGUAAUAUUGAAUAUUCGUCGUAAUAGAAUCGAUUGUAAUCGCAUUGUGUGUGUAUAUAUUUAAGAAAGCUUCGAUCGAAGUCAUCGAUAUCGAUUAUUCAUCUAUUUUCAUUAUUUUAUGAUCGGCGCAUGAAAUUAAUCCGUACUGAUUAAUUAAAUUAAAGAAAAUAAAGAGAAAAAGAGAGAGACGUACACGUUGCAUACUUUAUAGAAAAUUAUUAUCAAAAUUAAAAGAUCGUGCCAAAAACAAAUUUUAAUUAAUGAAGUGCUUGAUAGACAAUAUAGUCUUUUUUCUUUUGUUUUUGUUUCUAUUUGCCAUUUUUCUUUUUUUUUUUUUUUUUUUUUUUUUUUUUUUUUUUAACGAAACUAUUACACGUUACUCGCGUACGAUUUUUUCAUUUGAAUUUAAAUCAAACAUUACUAAUUUCGACUUUUAAUUUAUUAAUUAUUCGAAAUUUCUCGUUAUAUCAAGGACAUUGAUGGUCCAUAUGUAAAUAUUUUUAAUUUUAUUUUAUUCAACGAUACAUUUAUUUAUUUUUGAUAUCAUAUUUGAUAUCAUUUAAAUAUGAUAAGUUAGUCUCUUACAUUUAAUAAUCAAUUUUAAUUAAUUUAAAUUUUGAUACCGCAAGACAACGAUUCGGUAGCUUCUUCGGAGUAGCCGAUAAAAUCUACGCGUACCACGAAGAGUAACACGUAUACUGUGGCUUCCUAGGUUCAAAUAUCCUAGGCUUCUUUUUUCGUCGUGUCAAAUCGUUGACCAUGAUUUUAACGUUCGUUACAGACUGGGUUUAACAUUUUAAUGCUUAAGUACCUAUCGUAAAUACGGAAGAAAAUAUCGUGUGUGUUAUAUAGGGAUGCUAAUUUAUAUCGUGAUACAUGUAUGUCAAAGCGUAGGUAUUAAAAACAAACUACAACAAUAUGAACACGAGAGUACAGUUAAAACAAAACAAAAAAAAAACACGAUUGAUCGUGCUUACGCGAUAAGUGAUAAAUGAGAGAGAGAGAGAGGGAGAGAGAAAGAGAGAAUAUUCAGUCGGCACAAAACAAAACGAUAAGAAAAUAAAUAAAUAGCCGAAAUAAGGUGGUCGGAAAUGUUCGAUGUUUAAAACUUUACAUUGCGCAGUUUGAAAAUACAUAUAUUAGUUCUAUAAGAGGUAUAUAGAAGAGAGAGAGAGAGAGAGAGAGAGAGAGAGAGCCGUCGAAGCAGCAGAAGAAAAAGAAAAAGAAAAAAAAAAGAAAAUAAGAUUUAGAAAAUAGUUUGCAAUAGUAAAAAAACGGAAAGUGAAGUGGGCCUUAUACUAUGGAUUACGUCAAUUGUAAGCAGCUUAAAAAACGAUCAAGUUUUAUCUCGAGCAUGAAAGAACGACAUUAACUAUUGAAAGCAUGAUUAUCAUUAUUGUUAUUAUUAUUAUUAUUAUUAUUAUUAUUAUUAUUAUUAUUAUUAUUAUUAUUAUUAUUAUUAAUCAUACUCGGUACUAAAGGAAAAAUGCUAUUUUGCGUAAUUCAAUCGUCGUUGCAAAUAUACACAUACAUACUUACCUAUCGUUUAUAGAUUUUAAGCUUCGGUAAUUAUCGAUUAUUCUCCUUGUCUUUCUUUCUUAGUUUCAUUUACAAUAGAUCGAUAUAGAGAGCCUAAAGGAUAUAAUUAUUCCUCUCUCGAUUUGUAUAUUUAAAAGCUACAUGCUCUGUAUAUAUAUAUAUGCUUAUAUAUAUAUAUAUGUUAUAUGUACAUAUGUAUAUAUAUAUAUAUAUAUAUAUAUAUAUUAUUCUUAACUGUAGACAAAUCAUACAAUUGUCGUUAAAUAUGUGGUAAUAUGAACGCACACGACGCUCACGCGUGCACGUAUUUACAUUGUAAGAUCUUUUGCAAUUAGCCUCACAUCAAAAUAAUAAGAAAAAUCUUAUGAAUGGAAUGGAGUAUAUAGGUUCGUAAAUUCAAUCGAUUAUACCAACUUGGUUAUUUUUUCUUUUUCUUCUUUUCUUUUUUUUUUUUUUCUUUCUGUUUUAUUCUCCUUUCGAAACAUUACUUUACGUGUGAAUGUAUAUAAAAUUAUAUGCUACAGUUUUUAUUUUUUCUAGUCGCAUUUUGCUCUUUGUGAUAAUACAAAAAUUCGAUUCAUCCGACUAAUCACCCGACGAAAAAUAAUAUAAAUAUAUAUAUAUAUAUAUAUAUAUAUAUAUAUAUAUAUAUAUAUAUAUGUCUAAAUAAAUAGUAUAUAUAUUUUUGCCUUUUUUUGGCUAUCUUUCGAGAAAUAGUCAAACGUCUUAUCUCAUGAAAGUCAUCGGGCCUGAAGAAUACUAAUAAGAUAUUGGGCUCGAAUCACAAACAUACCUGCAAAUAAUGUUGUUCCACAGAAUUACAAAUAUUUUUGCUGCGCAAUGGAUUAAGACGAUAAAACAGUGAAAAAGCGAUGAAAGACAGAGAGAAAGAAAGAAAGAGAGAAAAUAUAUAGGUAGAGAAAAAAAAAUAUAAAGAAAGAAAGAGUGAGAAAAAAGAAGAUAGAUCCUUAGAUUAAUAUUUAAAUGAGAUAUCUAUUUCCAAUACGCUACGUGUAAGGUAUGUCUUUCUGUAUGAUUAAAAGUAAGCUAAUUAAGUGAGUGCCGCGUAAGUUUCCUAGACGUAUCUUGUGUCCGCUAAUUGAUCCGAGAAAAAGAGUUAUAAGAUUUGAAGAAAAGGAAAAAAAAAAAAAAGAAAAAAGAAGAAAAAAAGAAAAAGAAAAACAGUUCACUAACGAAAUCUCGUUUAUUGGAGUAAAUCCUUUGGUGCUCUCAAAUUAUCCAUGCCUUUUUUUUCUUUUCUUUUCUUUUGUCAUCUUCUCUUUCCUUUCAAUAUUCUAAUUUUCAAUGACGACAAAAAUAUCAAUGAUUUAUAUUUUCAUAAAUGCUUCUACAUAAUAUUUCAUUUUUAUAUAUAUUGUAUACAUAUGUAAUAUUUUGUUUAUACAAGCAGACUUGACAGCUGUAUUCGCAGAGUCAAAAAUGAUUAGAAUUAAAUUAGGUGGUAGAUUAAUAAGAUGGAAAAAAAAAAAAAACAAAGAAAUAAGAGACGUUUAUGAACUUCCUCAAAUUAAAAGAUUUAUUUUCAUAUUUUUCAUUUAUCCUUUCGAUAUUCUUCUUUUUUUUUCUUUCCUUUUUUUCUUUUUCUUUUACACAAACAAAUUUUCAAUACAUUCAAUACAUUCAAUACAUUCAAUACAUUAAAUAUUAAUGAAAUCCAUCGAAUUCGAUAUUUUCCAAUUUAUUUCAUUGACACGUGAAAGAAUAGUUUUGUAUAAUUAUUGUAAGUUAUGCAAAGAGAGGGGGAAAAACGUAACUGAUUGUUAAUAUGUUAUACCACACGGGUAUAUAAAUUUACAAAUAAAUGCGGUAGUUUUUGUUAGAUAAAGCUGAUGGAUCAGCUGGCGAGUAUUAGUGUAAGUAAAGCGCUACUGCGCUUUCGCAGAUUAUUAACACUUACACGUAUACGAAAACAACGAUAUAUCAGCUGUUAUUACGUACGAGUACGUCCCUUGCAAAGAAAAUGCAUAUCCUCGUUGCUCGUUGAAACAACGAUUGUUUUUUUCUUUUUCGUAAAAGUGAUAAAAAGAAAAAAAAAAAAAAAAAAGAAAAAAAAAAGAAAAAGAAAAAAGAGAGAAAGAAGGAAGAAGAUUGAUAAAAAUUGUAAUUGUUUCAAGUAAAAAAAAUUAAAGCAAUCAUAACGUUUUCCUUAUCAACGAGACCGACGGGUUUUCGUUCACUUUGUUAAAAAUAUUUUCCAUUUAACGUCACACUCGCCGAAGGGAAGACGAUUCGACAAAUUGCAUGCAUACGGGAAAAAGAUCGACGGUUUAAUUUUGUCAGCUGAUUCAUGAUACGAUCACGCAAGUUUCUUUAUAACUACGAAAUCAAAUCUUUGGAAAACCAAAGAUUUCUUGACAUUCUUUUCCCCCUUUUUUUCCUUUAGUUUAUAUGCACACACGUAAUAUAUAAAAGAAUAGAGUAAGUUACAAAGAGUUGAAUGUAAUAAGAAAAACGAAGCGUGCGUAUGUGAGUGUGUGCGCUGUGUGCAUGUGUUUGUAUGUGUGUGUGUGUGUGUGUGUGCGGUUGUGUAAAGUCAAAGGAAGAAAAUGCAAUAAAAUAGGAAAGCACAAAAAUGUUAAAAAUAUGAAAGGAAGCCAUACGAAAUCUGAAGCUUUCAUUUUGUUUCUUUUUUUUUAUUUUUUGUAUUUUCUUUUUUCUUUCUUUGUUUUAUUUUCUUUUAUAUUAGUGCAUACAAUUCAUAACUCAUCGGAAAUCAAUAUAAUUUUACUUCGAAGAAAAAACAUUUUUUUCUAAUUGUCGAAAACAAAAGAGAGAGAGAGAGAGAGAGAGAGAGAGAGAGAGAGAGAGAGAGAGAGAGAGAGAGAACAAUUAUUGAUCACCGUUCGACACCCGUGAUAUGUAAAACAACUUGAAAGAUCGAAACAAUGUUAUGUAUUUAAAUAAAAGACCCUCUGUUUGAAGAAAAAAAAAGAAAAAAAAAAAAAAAAGAAAAGAAAGAAAAAGGAAAGAGAAAAGACACUACGUAAGAAAUAAAAAAGGAUUAUCUCUGUGCGCCCAUUUCAUUCCGCUAGCAUUUAAGAAAUGCAUGAAAAAAAUAAAAACUUCGAUUCCUUUCAUCUA